Hypomesus transpacificus is the source of this 5707-nucleotide messenger RNA. RefSeq names its product LIF receptor subunit alpha a (gene lifra). The record is from RefSeq and is a predicted model, not a curated record. The transcript has 18 exons. NCBI's taxonomy places the organism in Eukaryota, Metazoa, Chordata, Actinopteri, Osmeriformes, Osmeridae. The coding region runs from base 144 to 3068 and encodes 974 amino acids. Gene Ontology annotation, molecular function: cytokine receptor activity; protein binding. Gene Ontology annotation, cellular component: membrane.
GUAAACACAUCCAGGAUUGGGAAUUCUGGGAGCGACAGAAAACGCAACCGUGUCGGGGGACAGACAGUGCACCACUGAAGUGGACAUUUUAUUACUCGUCUGGCCUUGUCAAUCGGGCUUUGGAGAGGUUCAUCAACAUCUGUAUGUGUUGUGGAAGAAGAAACUCGAAUAUAAGGGUCACUCUCUCGCUGCUCAGUCCUGCUGACCUGCUGAGUCACACGGACCAGCUCCUCCUGAAGUAUCUGAGCUCCUCCAGCAUGCAGCACUACCUGGUCCUCCUGCUGGUGCUGUCUCUGUCGUCAUGCCAGGCCAGUGGCCCGCCGGCGGCCCCCCAGCAGGUGGUCCUGGAGGCAGACCGAGACGCCCAGCGCCUCUCCAUCACCUGGGGGGGGGGGGACGCCCCCCAACACGACAUCCUGAUCCAGCGCUCUGAGUUCAUGGUCACAGUGUUCAACGAGACGGUGGAGGCAAAGCCAGACGCGGCCGGAAGGUUCCGGUGGAACUGGACCUCAGAGGAACCGCUGGAGUGCACGUCCCUGUCAGUCACCGUGCGAGCGCGCUCCGCUGACGAGCUCAGCAACUGGAGCAGUCCUGAGAUCCUGGCAGGUAUGGACGUUCCUAGCAACGCCCAGGCCCAGAUGUAUCCAUCGAGCCGAGUGGUCGAAGUGGGCAGCAACACCACCUUCUGCUGCAUCAUCGCCGAGGGCGACAGCUUUGGCAAGAUCACCUAUCAUGCCAGGGACAUGGACAUCACCCGCCUGAGUAGACGGAGCUAUGCUACCACCCGGACCAAUCAGGGCCCCUCCGCUUCCUCUGGCACCAAUGUGGUGUGUAGCAACUCCAAAACAGUAGUUACCACGGGAGCCGUCAUGUUUGUGGGAUACCCCCCCCAGCCCAGUGACCUGCUGUGUGAGACUCAUGACCUGCGGUCAGCAGAAUGCCAGUGGAGCGCCGGACCAGACACACACCUGAUCGGCACCAAGCGCAGGACCCAUUACGCCCUCAAUGGCAGGAACUGCAGCCUGGCAGGUGGGAUGCUGUGUGGGUUGGAGAACUGGGAGGGCAGCUGGACCCUGGAGGCCUGGAACCAGCUGGGCCGGGCCAGGCUGAAUGACAGCGCCGAGCUGAGCCACAGAGUGCGUCCGUUGUCGGCGUCGAGCUUGGUCGCCACGGUGAUCCACCCCUGGAAUGCCACUCUGCAGUGGGCGUGGCCUAACCAGACCUACGCCUCCCUACAACUCACCUGCCAGGUGGAGCUCAUCUCUAACUGGCACCCCAGCACGCAAACGUUCACAGGGGCAGGUCUGGACACCGCCGUGAUCACAGGGCUGCAGCCUGAUGAGGAAUACCGCUGCAGGAUCCGCUGUGGCUCCCUGAGGAACUUCUGGAAGUGGAGCGACUGGAGCCUCUACCUCACCUUCACCACCAGCAUGGACCGCCCUGACACUCCUGAUGCGUGGGUGUGGAUGGACAGCAACAGCACUGGACGCAUCAUCUGGAAGCCCCUGACCAAGAGAGAGAGCCAUGGCCAGCUGAGCAGCUACGAGGUGACCCUGUGGAGCUCGGAGGAGAACCGCCAGAGGAGCCACGUCCUGCCCCAGAGAACCCACAGCCAGGCCUUCUCCCUGGGCAGCCCCGCCGCUGGGGUCAGGGUCACCAUCACCGCCACCAACGCUGCCGGGGUGUCCCCCCCGUCCACCCUGGGGAUCCCUGACUACCUGGGAGAUGGGGAGGUGGCUGUGUUCCGGGCUGAGGCCACCCAGGCGGGUUUCCCCCUGUCCUGGAUGCCCCCACACAACACCAGCUGUGACUACCUCCUGGAGUGGCACAACACCAGCUGUGACUACCUCCUGGAGUGGCACAACACCAGCUGCUCACAGCCCUGUGCCCUGGACUGGACCCGCCUUCCUGCUGGAGCCACCAACACCACCAUCCUGUCAGAGACAGACUGGUUCCAGCCAGGAGUGAGAUACACCUUCUCUCUGUACUCCUGCCCGUCCCAACUCCCCACCCUGCAGCAGCGCUGGGAGGCCUACAUGCAGGAGCAGGCCCCCUCCAGGUCGUCCCCCCACGUUUCGUCCAAUCAGCAGGGCUCUGGCGUGCUGCUGACCUGGGAGGAGGUUCUUCUGGAGCACCAGAGGGGGUUCCUGCUGGGGUACCGAGUCUACAUGGCCAACGCCUCCAGACUCUCUCUGAUAGCCAACAUCACUGACCCAAGCCAGAGGAACUACACAGUGACCAAGCUCCCUGUUGGCUCAUACAAGUUCACCGUCAAGUCGUACAACUCUGCCGGGGAGGACGGUGGAACCCCGGCCUAUAUCUCUCUGGAUCCCUACACUGAUUGGCUCAUCCUGGAGAUCCUGGUUGCCCUGGGAACCAUGGCGUGCUUCCUGGCUGUUGUCACGACCCUGUGCUACAGGAAGAGGAAGUGGGUGAAGAAAGCCUUCUACCCAGACAUCCCUGAGCCCAGCCUGCCUGGUGAUUGGUCCAUGCCUCAGGGGACUCUGGACCUGAAGCCGUCUCCUCACAGCAUGGUCCACAUCCUGGAGAAGCCAGAGUGGGACUCCAAGGAGGCGCUGGUGACUGUGCCCGAGGAAGAGGAGGAGGAGGGCAGCGCUCCGGCCGACACCGACGAGCCUUCCGUCCUCCGCUACUACAACCAGGUGGUGGACCAGGGGAUGCCGCGGCAACGCCCCGCCCACUUCCCAGACUCCUCGGCGUCCUCGGGCAGCUCGGUUGACUCGGCCCGCACCGACGUCACCUACACCGGCAUCCAGGCCUCUGCCCCGGCCCCCCAGCCCCAGCCUCCCCUCGGGGGCUACCGGCCCCAGAUGCACCCGGCCUCGCCCCCGGCCUCUGUGGAGCAGGAGCAGGUUGGGGCAGAGGGGCCCUUUGGGGGGUACAAGCCCCAGUGCUCCUGGAAGAUGGACUCCCCUGUGGAGGGCCUGACCCCCUCCCUGGGAAGUCCCACCUCAGUCACCUCCUCCCAGUUCCUGCUGCCCGACCCCGACGACCAGGUCAAAGGUCAAACCUCCUGGUUCCACAGCCUGCUGUCAGGCAAGCCCUGAUGAUGUCACCCUCUGCUCCAUGAUGUCACUAGCUGGAUGACGAUGUCAACAGUCCGGGUGACAGUCAAGAUCCUCACUGCCUUCCUUCACACAAACACACACACACACCUCUCAAGGGCAUUAGUGAUGUUCACUGUUUGUUUUCAUUAUUUGAAUGCUUGUUUACGUGUUUUUGGGAUUGGACACUUACCAAACGGACCCUCCGAAGAGCACUGACUAGCAGAGCUCACCUCUCUCAUGGUGUAGACAACCAGGGAGAACAAGCGCCACAGAGCUACGAGCCGUGACAGAGCUACGAGCCGUGACAGAGCUACGAGCCGCGACAGAGCUAUGAGCCGCGACAGAGCUACGAGCCGCGACAGAGCCCACAUGCUACUGAAAACAACCCAGGAACAGAGACACUGAAGAGGGUUCACCUUCACUAGGAGAAACUCAAAGACACACUCACACUACAUGUAAACACAGUCACUGCUCUCAACAUGAACACAGAUGUACACUACUAGCAACACGACAGUAUUCAUGACACACCUUUCUGUGGUUAUCAUCCUUAGGAAUCUUUCAAGAUAUAGACAGUUCUUCUCUGACUGAUAUAAGCUAGUAAAAUAAGAAAUUGUGUAUUGGUUUUGAUGUUUUCUUAGUUGUAUAAUUGUUGUGUGUUAUAUGUUCUACUCAUAUCACCAUGGUAACUACUGGCCAGAUCAACCCUUUUUUGUUUGUUAUUGCACUCUGUGAUUUAUCAUCUCAGAUUUCCAGGGUUGCCCAAUCUACCUGUGGAUUAUUGAUUGUUCUACAGCCUUGCACCAAAUAGGUCAACGUCAUGCCCUUGUCAUGGUGGUGAGGUGAUUGUAAAACGUAUUUAAUCGUUGCCUUGUUCAAACAUGGUAUGCUUCCAACCGAGUUCACUGUCCAAGCGGACUGUUUAGCUUCCUUGUGUUUGACACAUACGCUGCAGAAAUACUUGAGCUCAUUUAGAGAGUGGACUCUCCUAUGCAUUUGGGAGUGACAAUCGUGGGAUUGUACAAAUCUGAUCAUUUUAAUUGUUAAUCAUGAGCCAAGAACAGAGAUUAGAAUGACUUUGGCAUUUGUCUUUCUGGUUUAUAGCGCCGCGCUGCCAGAUGAUGUUACUGUGAAGACGUGACAAGCACACUAGACAACCGAGCCUCCGACCGGAGCCCGGACGCUUGAUUAGUUGCCGUGUUUUGCAGUAGGUUUCCCGUUAGCAAAAAUGUGGUUUAGGGCUUGUGUGAGUAGUUAGGUUUAGGGCUUGUGUGAGUAGUUAGGUUUAGGGCUUGUGUGAGUAGUUAGGCUAGAUCAUUAGCGCGUAGCUUUCAGGAGGCCGUUCACUAGCUCAUCGUUAUAGUUACGGCCAGUCAGGGCUGCGUCUAAAGCGGUUUCGUUCUCUUCCUCUACUUCUUCCUCCCCCCUUUCUCCUCUUCCUCUCGCGCCGCAGUAUAAAAUGUGACACGUUGUGUUGGUUGGACGUCUAGUGUCAGAAAGCUGAGGAGGAGGCUGCUUGGAACUAAUUAAAGGCACCCUGACAUUAAACUCAGCAUUGAUGCCGUAUUAUUCAUUUUCAAAUCCUCUCCAGCAAAGAAGCUUUAAACACGACUGUGAUGAGAAUAGGCCGACAUGAUCUGUACAGUCGCAUGAUUAAAUGGCUUUAAUGAAAAGAUGCCUGUAUAUAUUAUGUCAAUUCCUUUUGAGGUCCUCGACAACAACGAGGUCUUUGGAGACUAACAUUUGAAUGCUGUGUGUUAAUAUACUUAUUUUGUUGAUAUGGUCAUCAACUUCAAAUUUUUUUUUUAUAAUAUCAAUGUAAUAAGCCUUUUUUCAUGUAUAUCACUGCAACCGCAGCCCAUUACUAUGUCAUUACUAUGUCAUUACUAUGUCAUUACUAUGUCAUUACUAUGUCAUUUGUCCUUUGUUUCCCUGCCCACAUCAAAUCCCCGAGCUAUUUAGUUAACAGAGAUAAUCAAUUUUGAUCAGAAUAAUUUGUAACUGUUACAGAUUGUGUCAAACUGAACUAAACCUAUGCCGGUUAUUGUAGCAUUGAUAGAGCAACAGGAUCAACACCCUUUCAGGCAGUCUUGUCGUAGAGCUAGCGGUUUAGUAUUAGUGCUGCAGCUUAACUACUUGUCUAGUAUAGGCUAUUCUCUGGCUAUGUGGUUGGUUCUGGUUGUUGUGAUAUACCUUGCCUAGACUCAUCUGCAUUUGCCUGAUCUGGUUGUAUGCUGUUAUUGAAGCAUGUUAUAUGAACAUUUAACUAUUUGAAAGUGCAAAAGUAUAUGUAGAAAUGACAGGCCUACUAAACCGUUAGAAUCACGUAUCGGCUACUGCUUGGCAAAUAACACUAACAUUGAAGUGCAUGGCAGCUUGACUUAACAUUAUUAAGACUUAAGGCUUUAUUGACAAGUGUGAUGCGGUUAAAACAAAACAACACUGAAUGAUGCUUGGUAGCUUGUACCUGUAACACAGGUUGUGUCAUUUUGUGACGCAUUUACAGUGAUGUUUCACAUUAGGAGAAAUGAGAGUCUUUUUUUUCCGGUGAAUGGUUUGUCAAGAAAACACUAAUUAUGUAAACACUGCUGCUUAUUGCAAUAAUAUUACACCAGUUUUAUGCAAUAAAGUUACAAACAGUU